CACACUUUAGCAUAUAGUUUCAUAAAGAUGGAGUCGUGUUUCUACGAUGCCGAGGUGUGUAGGCGUUUCAACAUGCUUGGCAACUAUAUUAAUUACUACGAGACUGCUAUAAAGCGGAUUAAAGAUACAGCCCCGGAGUCCGAUGACAUACCUGCUGACUGUCUGGGUCACGUUAAGGAGCCUACUAAGGGGUCCGAGAGUGAUGCAUCAUCGGUAUCUGAUGAAUCUGUUGAUGAGGAACCACUACCAGAACCCGAGAACACUAUAUCUACUAACGAGGCAAAGCUGCUAUGUAAACUAAAGGAGGCUGAGUAUACAAUUACUGCGCUGCAAGAACACCUUAAUUCCAUGAAUAAAGACCAUUUUGAUGUAGAACAAGCAUUGAAGAAAACAUAUUACGAAGAUAGAAAACGGGAUCAGCAGGAGUGCCAUAGACUGCAGAAUGAACUCAUAGACAAACACCAGCAGAUUGUUGAACUCGCUAGGAAAAAUGAGUUAAACACCAAGUUUUGGGAUGACCGGCAGCGUGAGAUAAAUAACCUCAUGAACGAUGUUAUCCUGAAUGUCAAGGACAUGUAUAGGUAUCAAGAACUUUGCAAUAUUUUUAGCCCCAAAUAAUAACUAUC
Messenger RNA from Babesia bovis T2Bo, 626 nucleotides. RefSeq lists its product as uncharacterized. The transcript has 7 exons. The coding region runs from base 28 to 618 and encodes 196 amino acids. Lineage: Eukaryota; Apicomplexa; Aconoidasida; Piroplasmida; Babesiidae. The record is from RefSeq and is a predicted model, not a curated record.